UCCAUCAUGGCGGCCAAAGAAGAAAAAGUUGUAAUUGUUCCCCAAACUCCAGCUGAGAUACAGCGCCUCAAGCUUCAGAAAUUAAUGAACAAACCCGAUAAACCUGUAGUGAUUCCUGAUGGCCCCCAAGAAAAGGCACCAAGAGCACCUCCAGAAUUUGUCCGAAAUGUAUGGGGAUCUAGUGCCGGUGCUGGAAGUGGUGAAUUUCAUGUCUAUAGAGGAAUAAGGAGGAGGGAAUAUGCAAGGCAGAAAUUCAAUACAGAAAAGAGUGAAAGGGAAAAAUUGGAUCAAGAGUAUGUUGAUAAAGUUGAACAGAAUAAGAAAGCAGCAGAGGAAAGAACAGCCAAGAAAAGAGCAAAAAGACAAAAAAAGAAGCAAAAGCAGAGGUCAAAGAAACCCAAGGCAACAGAAAAGGAUAAAGGUUGGUAUGGGAAUGUUCUAGAGAGGAAGAGGAGGAAGAGAGCGAAGAAGAAGAGGAAGAGGAAGAAAAUGAAUAUACCAUUCGACCAGCGGAUGUAAACAGCACAAAGUCCCUGAAAAUUUCUGAAAAACUGUAUGUUGUUGAGGAGUCACAUGAAACAACCGAGGACAGAUGAGGCUGAAAAAACUAAGGAAAUAUCUUUAAAUUGAUACAUCUAUUCUCCUGGUUAUCUAGACAUUCUCUAAGCCAGUGAGCAUUGUCCAAGGUGGACGAACUUGAGUCUGUUCAUUUAGUUCAGUCUGUGCUUGUCAGGAAAAGACAUCUUACAGUGUGUUCCAUUGUUUGUGUCGGAGGUGCCAGCCAUAUCCAGCUACAUGUAGUGGAAUCAGACCCUGGGCUGCAGGUUUCUGCCAUUGUCUGACCAACGGUGUUGAUAAUGAAAAUACUAAGGAGUUGGGAUGUUUUAUGCUUAGUUUUGGGCUUGGGACAUAGACACCUUAAGGUUUAAAUCUGUCUAUUCAGCAGUGAAUGUACAUGUAACAAUGACGCAUUUGCGUUUGUCAUCUUUCUGUGUCUACAUGUAAAGAUUUCGUUGAGAAGCCACUUCAGCCUGAGCAACUGCUGAUUGUACCAGGUACUGAAACUUCUUGUAGGGUCCCUGUAUGAAACCAAUAAUCUGAAUACACGUAUGCCUUGCAAGGAGUAUGAUAGCUGAAUAUAUUUUUGUCUCAGUAUUGAUACCAAUAAUAUGACCCUACAUGUUGCUUGUCAAUAAACAUGUUUUAUCAGUUAAA
Molecule: messenger RNA, 1215 nt
Organism: Lineus longissimus
Lineage: Eukaryota; Metazoa; Nemertea; Pilidiophora; Heteronemertea; Lineidae
Product: PRKR-interacting protein 1 homolog
Exons: 6
Coding region: 7-519 (170 amino acids)
Biological process (GO): negative regulation of protein kinase activity
Cellular component (GO): nucleolus
Molecular function (GO): protein kinase inhibitor activity; double-stranded RNA binding; protein kinase binding
Source: RefSeq, a predicted model, not a curated record